UAAAUAAAACAAUUUUUGAAAACAUUUAAAUAUUUAUAUUACUAUUUAUUAACAAACCAACAAUUUGUAUAAAAUGCCGAUAUUGUUUUCUGCAAGCAGAAGCAUCCUAAUUUUUUACGUUCUCUUCUGUUGUGCUUGCAUUAUCAAUGGUGCGGUUGUUCAUAAAACCUAUUCUCAUGGGACUCACGAACAUACAAAUUUGAAUAAGGAACGCGAAAGUGAUGGGGCAUAUUCACCAAGAGAAACACAGCAUUACGAUGAAGAUGGUGCGCAUCAUGAAGACUUUGAUCACGAAGCCAUACUAGGAAGUGCCAAAGAAGCUGAGGAAUAUGACCACUUGCCACCUGAAGAAGCCAAAAAAAGAUUAGCCAUCCUAUUAAAGAAAAUGGACUUGACAAAUGAUAGUUACAUUGAUAGACAAGAGUUGAAAGCUUGGAUAUUGAGGUCGUUUAGAAUGUUAUCAGAAGAAGAGGCAAACGAAAGACUGGAAGAUUGCGAUGAUAAUCAUGACGGAAAAGCUUCUUGGACUGAAUAUUUAUCAGACACUUAUGGCGUAGAUUCCGACUCUGAUGAUUCGCUCAAGUUUCACGAAGAAAACUUACAUUUAAUCUCAGAAGACAAAGAAAUGUGGGAUGCUGCCGAUAGAGACGGCGAUGGCCUGUUGGAUUCUCAGGAAUUUGUAGCGUUUGCUAAUCCAGAAGAGCACCCCAACAUGUUACCUUUAAUUUUGAAUCAAACUUUAAGAAAUAAAGAUAAGGAUAAUGAUGGAGCGAUUAGUUUUCAAGAAUAUAUUGGCGACAGAGGCACCGAGCUGGACAAAGAUGCCUUGAAGGCAGAAAAAGAUAAAUUUGACCAGGAACAUGAUAAAAAUAAAGAUGGGGUGCUGACUGGGCAGGAAAUAUUGAGUUGGAUUGUACCAAGUAAUGAGGACAUUGCAGACGAAGAAGUUCUACACUUAUUUGCGCACAGUGACGAUGAUCAUGAUGAUCUUUUAAGUUUUGACGAAGUCCUUGAUCACCAUGAAACUUUUGUCGGUAGCGAGGCUACUGAUUAUGGUGAUCAUUUGCACAAUAUUCAUCAGUUUGACGACGAAUUGUGAUUAUUUUCACUUAGAUAUUUUGUUUACAGAAUUUGGUAAUCAUGUAGGAGUUGAUCUAUUUCACCAUUUUCAAGUUAUUCACGAUCAAAUCCAGUGUCUUCCUACGGGUAUUCAAUUGCUCUCUUUUCUAGAUUUUAAGUUUACUUAGCUUUACCGUGUAUAGUCAAUGUGGGUAAUUGGAAACAGAGAACUGAUCAUAUAUUGGACUUUUUUAUAUCUUAGCUGAAGUUUUUUGAUUACCGGUUCUGGUUUUUUCCUUAGUAGAAUACAUUGUUUGUGAUUUAUUUAUUUUUGUGUUAGAAUGUGUGCCAUUUGUAAAUUUUAUUAAUGUAAAUUAAAUAUAUUAUUGACUGAUAUGGGGUUUCAUUUGAAGUUUUGUUAUCAAGAUUAAAUAAUAAAAACAUACCUACUAUAACUAAUAGACAGCAACAAAUAAAUAUUUAUUUAUAAAUAACAAAUGUAUGUAUAUACAGGAGUCAAAUACAUGAGUUUUAAAUAUUAUUGGCUCCUAAUUAAAAAUGUAAUGUAAUGUUAAAAAAUAAAGAAUAAUUGUUUGACAAAAAUUUAUACAAUAUACAAUAAUAAUAACAUUUACAACUAUAAAUUUAGAUCCCGUUAAAAAAAAAUUCGCUAUUUUAGACAGAAAAAGUACUUUGUUCAAUAAUAAUUGUCUACUUAACAAUUUAGGAGAUUGGAAACCUGCAAUUUGCGAUUAGUGAAGCUACUUUCAAGGGCAUUUCGAAAUUGAUGUCUAACUUGGCGUCGCGCGCCAAACUGACGAUAUUCGACAAUUUAACCGCUAACCUGGCUGCUUCGUCCAGGUUGUCUACCGGCAAAAUCUUCAAUCCCGAACUGGCGAUCAAAACUUUCGCGUCGUCAACAUUGGUGCCUUGUAGCCGACAAACUAUUGGCAUUUUGAGACUGAGUUCUUUAGCGGCAGCGAUGAUGCCUUCGGCGAUCACGUCGCACCUCAUGAUUCCACCGAAAAUGUUGACCAGAAUUGCGUGGACCUAAAGAUAGGAAAUUUUAGCACAGCAGAUAUUUGAUUGAAUGGAACAAGCGCUUUCUGGUUUCUUGAUAAGAAGUGCUUCUUUGAUUCGU
This is a messenger RNA of Ceutorhynchus assimilis (cabbage seed weevil), 2200 nucleotides long. NCBI's taxonomy places the organism in Eukaryota, Metazoa, Arthropoda, Insecta, Coleoptera, Curculionidae. The record is from the annotation of a GenBank genome assembly.